Molecule: messenger RNA, 3980 nt
Organism: Exaiptasia diaphana
Lineage: Eukaryota; Metazoa; Cnidaria; Anthozoa; Actiniaria; Aiptasiidae
Product: cleavage and polyadenylation specificity factor subunit 1
Cellular component (GO): mRNA cleavage and polyadenylation specificity factor complex; nucleus
Molecular function (GO): protein binding; nucleic acid binding
Source: RefSeq, a predicted model, not a curated record
GGCGGCUGAGUUKAAUGGUUUUUGUGUUGUUUUGUARACUGGAAAGAUACCUUYUUACUCUAAAUACUGUAUAUAUAUAUUAACUAAACAACAUGUAUGCACUAUACAAGCAAACUCAUCCGCCAUCAGGCGUCGAACACUGYGURUACUGUAAUUUCUAUUCACCUAAAGAAUGYAACUUAGUUGUUGUCGGCACAACUCAGCUGAGAGUAUACAGACUUAAUACACAAAAAGAGAAACCUUCGGAUGAUGAUGAUCCUUCAGAUGCUCCAUCAAAGAAAAAGAAGUUGGAGCUUGUUGGUCAGUAUUCUUUGUUUGGUAAUAUUGAGACCUUGCAAGCAGUACGUCUGAUGGGAAACUCAAGAGAUUCGUUGCUGCUUAGUUUUAAGGCUGCAAAGUUGGCAAUCAUUGAUUAUGAUCCUGCAACACAUGAUAUUAAAACUAGAAGUCUCCACUUCUUUGAAGAUGAAAAAAUCAAGGUAGGAAACAUUGUACAAGACAGAUCCCCAAUUGUAAGAAUAGACCCAGAGCGACGCUGUGCAGUGAUGCUUAUUUAUGGGUCAGAGUUGGUUGUAUUGCCAUUCAGACAGGAAGGUGCAUUAGAUGAACAUGAACUUGAUGCUGCAAGUUUGGGAAGUGAACGUUCACCUGUUCUUCCAAGCUACAUCAUCAAUACAAAAGACUUGGAUGAGAAAACUUGUAAUAUUGUKGAUUUACAGUUUUUACAUGGUUACUAUGAACCUACCUUACUAAUUCUCUAUGAACCAAUCAAGACAUGGGCAGGGCGUCUUGCAAUGAGAAGAGACACCUGUGCAUUGGUCGCAGUGUCACUAAACAUGUCAGAGAGAGUUCAUCCUGUGAUAUGGCAGCUUAGUAGUCUACCGUAUGAUUCUUACAGUGUUUUGGCCGUUCCUAAACCCAUUGGUGGAGUUUUGGUAUUCAGUACAAAUGCUCUUCUUUACUUGAACCAGAGUGUACCACCAUACGGAGUGUCUUUAAAYAGUAUCUCAGAAAACAGCACAUCAUUUCCAUUAAAACAACAAGAAGGAGUCAUYAUCAGCUUAGAGGAUGCUAAUGCCAUUUUCAUCUCCAAYGACAAGUUUGUGGUUUCUCUCAAAGGAGGGGAAAUUUAUGUGGUAACGUUAGUAGCUGAUGGUGUAAGAAGUGUUAGAAAUUUCAUCUUUGACAAAGCAGCAGCAAGUGUUUUAACCUCUUGUAUUUGUGAGUGUGGGGAUGGAUAUUUAUUCCUUGGUUCAAGACUGGGUAAUUCUCUUCUAGUGAAAUAUACUGAGAAGCCUCAGGAUCAUGGAGAUCUGUUUUCGCCAGGGGUUGAUCCACCAAAUGCCAAGCGUCGUAGAAUUGAUAGUGACUUCACCUAUACAAUAGAUGACAUGGAUGAGGUUGAUGUGUAUGGUCAUGAUGAGGACACCGGCGUUGAAUUAACAUCAUAUACAUUUGAGGUGUGCGAUAGUCUGUUGAACAUUGGACCUUGUACUUGCCUUGAUAUGGGAGAACCUGGCUUUCUGUCUGAAGAGUUUUCUGAAACUGAAGAUCCUGAUGUUGAGCUUGUAUCUUGUUCUGGUUAUGGUAAAAAUGGUGCUCUCACUGUCUUACAGCGAACUGUCAGGCCACAAGUUGUGACAACAUUUGAGUUGCCUGGUUGUACUGAUAUGUGGACUGUUUUGUCUCAGGAUAAGGAAAACAAUUCACCAGAAGAAUCAAAGUUCCAUUCAUUCCUAAUCCUAAGUCGACAAGAUUCCAGUAUGGUUUUAAAGACUGAACAAGAAAUCAUGGAACUUGACAAUUCAGGGUUUACAACUCAGCAUUCUACAAUAUAUGCUGGUAACCUUGGUAAUGGCAGCCAUAUCUUGCAGGUUACACCACAGGGAAUCCGCCUUCUUGAAGGAGCCAACCAAGUGCAGCAUAUUCCGAUGGAUUCAGGUUUAUCAUCCAUUGUGUGGUGUUCCAUAGCAGACCCUUAUGCCAUAUUAAUGACARCAGAUGGUUCUGUUAUCUUCCUGGAAUUCAUAAAGGAUGAUAACGGACCAACACUAUCUGUCACCAGACCUUCAAUCAAGCAGGGUUCUAAGAUUUGUGCUUGCUGUACCUACAAAGACCUGAGCGGACUCUUGACAACUGAAAAGYCAGAUACGGAAGAAAGCAAUGUACCAUCACCACCACCACAACCUGCUCCUAAAUUAAAAGAGGAAAUCGAUGAUGAAGAUGAGCUGCUAUAUGGYGACUCAUCAUUGCCUUUUGCUGUGGAUACAAAAGAAACUACCAAACCAUCAAARGCAAAUGAACCAGUACCUGAAGUAAAAGAAGAACCAGUCAAGACCACAUAYUGGUGUGUCCUGUGYAGACAGAAUGGAGUCAUUGAGGUCUAUUCCUUGCCAGACUUUAAAUUAGUUUUCUUUGUGAGAAACUUUAACAUGGCACCAAGAGUACUUGUCGACAGCCAUGAUUCAAGCACAGGAACUAGUUCCCAAGAUGAUGAAUCCACUAUGAUCAAAGAAGUACUGCUGACUGGUUUAGGCUACAAGAAAAGACGGGUGACUCUUGUAGCCAUUGUAGACCAGGACCUACUUAUAUAUGAAGCUUUUCCAUUCACUGAAACAGCUCUUGAAGGACAUCUUAAUAUGCGCUUCAGAAAGGUGCAACACACUGUUUUGAUCAGGGAAAGGAAAGCAAAAUCGUCUAAAGAAAAGUCUAGCGAUCCUGAAGUGAAGACCAAAGUUGCCAAUCUUAGGGUAUUUGAAGAUGUAUCCUCUUAUUCUGGGGUCUUUGUUUGCGGCAGUUUUCCACACUGGAUAUUUGUAACCAAUCGCGGAGCGUUUAGAUGUCACCCAAUGAGCAUUGAYGGCCCAGUCACGUGUUUUGCAGCUUUUCACAACGUCAACUGCCCCAAAGGCUUUCUCUACUUUAACACUAGGGGUGAGUUGCGUAUUUCUGUUCUACCGACUCAUCUUAGCUAUGACUCUCCGUGGCCCGUUCGUAAAGUCCCUUUGAGAUGUACUCCACAUUCUGUAUCAUACAAUAGAGAAAGUAAGACAUACGCUAUAGUUACAAGUGAACAAGARCCGUGUAAACAUAUCCCAAGGGCAACAGCAGAAGACAAAGAAUUUAUCGAUACCGUCAGAGAUUCUAGAUUUAUUUAUCCUUCGAUGGAAAAGUUCGCCAUUCAGCUCAUGUCUCCACUCAGCUGGGAGAUCAUCCCUAAUACCCGGUACGAUCUYGAUGAGUGGGAACAUGUGACAACCAUGAAGAACUUGAUGCUUCGAAGUCAAGAGACCCACACUGGACGMAAAGGKUUCGUUUGUCUUGGUACGACCAUGAUGAUUGGAGAAGAGUUUGCUAGCAGGGGGAGGAUAUUAAUAUUCGAUAUCAUAGAGGUCGUACCAGAACCAGGACAACCGCUGACCAAGAAUAAGUUCAAGCUUCUUUAUGAUAAAGAGCAAAAAGGUCCAAUCACCGCYCUUAAUCAAGUCAAUGGCUACCUUGUCAGCGGUAUAGGACAAAAGAUAUACAUAUGGAAUUUUGAGAAUAAYGAUUUGAUUGGAAUGGCGUUUAUCGAUACUCAGUUGUACAUACACUCGCUAGUUACGAUAAGAAACUUUGUCCUGGCUGCAGAUCUUGUCAAGAGCAUCAGUUUACUUCGACUACAGGAGGAAACAAAAACGUUAGCGUUUGUGAGCAAGGACCCUCAUGCCCUCGAGGUUUAUGGGACSGAAUUCUUCAUUGACGGAACUCAGCUCGAAAAGUAAUGUUUGUCAUGUCCCAUGAUUCCGUCGUUCCCCGUGCAUUUAUUAUGUGUAACGGUUGACCUAUACUGUAAAAAUAAAAAAAAUAUGCUUUUGAUAUUUACGUUUUAAUUCAGCAUCUGUUUAGAAAGCAAUUGCUUAAAGCAAAAUAUUGAUAUCGAUAACCCUCAUCUUACAUCAUAACCUUUUCAAGUGUAAAUCUGAUAAGUACAGGACUUG